Messenger RNA from Glycine soja, 2034 nucleotides. RefSeq names its product ankyrin repeat-containing protein BDA1-like. Gene Ontology annotation, molecular function: protein binding. The transcript has 3 exons. NCBI's taxonomy places the organism in Eukaryota, Viridiplantae, Streptophyta, Magnoliopsida, Fabales, Fabaceae. The record is from RefSeq and is a predicted model, not a curated record. The coding region runs from base 729 to 2018 and encodes 429 amino acids.
UGACUGGAAGAGCAUGGACCCUGAAAGUAAGAACAAAUAUAAAGCAAGACUGGACAAAUUCCAAAUAGAACUCUUCCUGUCAACUAUCGAUUCAACAAGUCUAUCAGUAAAUGAUCAAGACUUAAUCUCACUCUUUCCAUCCAAAAACUUAACCUUAGUUUAGAAUUGGGGCAUAAUUAGGGCACUGUACUACAAGUAACAGUCUUUGGAAGACCCGCAAUAUGAACACAACAGUGCAUAUGGCUGGACUGGAGCAAAGUAAAGGACUUUAACAAAAUAAAAUUAAGUUAAGUAGUAGUUGAUGUUGACUUUGAUUUAUUAGAAAAUUGAACAAUAUACAUCAAUUUUUAGUUGAUACUCUGACUACCACAAAAACAAAAAAGGUCAGUUUAACAACCAAUUUCCUUGUAUAUCAUCGGAAGCGAAGAAGAAGAAAGAUUCACCCUUUCACAGCUGACUAAGGUACGGGAAAAUGAAAGGAAAUAGUAAAGAAUUGUAAGUUGAUAACCUUGAAAGUAGAAAGAAACAAUUCUAGAAACACGCUGAGUAAAUAAGUAAUUAAUUAUGUACGAAAGCAAGAAACAACUAUCAUGUGGUUGGUGUACAUGUUGACCAUAUAUGGUCCAAGGAGGCCGCAAAUUGCUAUAACAGGACCAUUAAAACACUAGCUUUUCCCUGUAUACGUAACAAUCCUCUCUUUUUCCUUCUUUUACACUUAAAUUAUCAUCAUGAUUGACUCAUUAAUUUCUGCUGCGAAAGUCGGUGACAUAGACCUGCUCUACAAACUAAUUCAGAUGCAACCAUAUGUGUUGGAGCACACAGAUUUCAUGCCAUUUGUUGAUACUCCUUUGCAUGUUGCAGCCGCAGCUGGGCAUGCAAGUUUCGCCACUGAGAUCAUGAGACUCAAGCCUUCAUCUGUAUGGAAGCUGAAUCAAUGUGGCCUUAGCCCCAUGCACCUUGCCUUGCAGAACAAGCAUUACAGAAUGGUGUGUCGCUUUGUGAACAUCAACAAGGACCUUGUUAGAGUCAAAGGGAGGGAAGGUCUCACUCCUUUGCAUAUUGCUACUCAAACUGGGAGAACUGAUCUUGUGGCUAAGUUCUUGUCGGCUUGCCCUGGUUCCAUUGAAGAUGUGACCGUCCGAAGUGAGACUGCGUUACACAUUGCUGUGAAAUAUGAUCAGUUUAAGGCCUUGGAGGUCUUGGUUGGAUGGCUUCAGAGAAAUUGCCAAAGACUUGCUGAGGACCGGGAAAAAAGGGUUUUAAAUUGGCAAGAUGAAGCAGGCAACACCGCUCUCCAUCUUUCAGUUCUCAAAGGCUUCCCACAGGCAGUUAGGUUGUUGAUAGACCGCAACAUAGACAAAAAAGUCAAGAACUUUGAGGACUCAACAGCGUUGGACAUAGUGGAGAUCAAUCAAACUCAGGCUCACUGUGCAUUGAUCAGAAAUGAGUUGGUUAGAGGAGGAGCUUUACGUGGGUUUUCACUAGCCAAUGUUCCACUCCUAGAAGAAGAGCUAAGAGCAAAAAUCACAUUCAAUGAGCGAAUACCAAUCUAUGUUACUCGUCUCAGAAAGCGAAUAUCAAACGAUACACGCAAUGCUUUGUUGGUGAUUGCUAUUCUCUUCGUAACGAGCACGUACGAAGAAGCACUUAGCCCCCCCGGUGGAGUUUACCAAGGUGAGGCUAUGGUGAUGAAAAUGCAAACGUUCUUCUGGUUUUGGUCCUUCAAUGCAUGGUCCUUUUAUCUAUCAAUUUUGAUGAUAUGUUUGUUAAUGCCACGAGGGCGCAUCAGCCUUAUAGUUACUUUCUCACUUUCUAUCUUUUUUGGGUGCUACGUGUUCUCCAAGAUGGUUAUAUCACCCAGCCUCAAGUUAAACACUGCCACUGCGGUUAUGCCAUGCAUAUUUAUCGUCUUCUACAGUUGGGGAAGUUCGAUAUACAUUAGGUUAGCCAAAAAACUUAAAAUGUACGGUUAUAGACAAAAAGACGCGUUGAAGUUUUCCAGAGGAAAUAGAUGGUAAUAAUGACGUAAUUAAA